GGUUUUCUUUGAAGACCAUGGAACCGUCCGCAGGGCCUGGGAUGCCUUUGCCCAAAUACUGCAGUGUGGCCACAACCCUGAAGUCCCCUGCCUGGGCUGGCGCUGCUCCUCCCUGGGACCUCUCCUUCGCCUGCCCCCUCGCUCUCCGAGCACCCUGGCUCCCCCAGCACGGCCUCCUCACCAGAUAUGCAUCUUAUCACCCGUGUCUCCACAUUGCUGACCCAGCAUGGCAGAGGCCUGGCUGGCUGGGAAGAGUUGGAGGUGCUGCUGACACAUGGAUCCUGGCAAGAAGGGAACCAGAUGGCUUUUAUUACAGGGCUCAGAUAAAGGCUGCUCCAGAGCUGGAGAGGCAGGGGGCCCUGCUGGUGGAAUUUGAGGCUCCCCUUGUCACAGGCCCAGAGCAGCCAGCCCAGGGGCAGAACGUGGUCUUAAAGGAAGAUGUUAUUCAGUUCUCACCAUCCUUGGAAUGCUCCCUGAGACCUGGGGACAAGGUGCUGGCACUCUGGGGGCCAGACCCACAGCGGUAUGGCCCUGGCACUGUUAUCUUGGGCUUGGAGGCGACAGACCCCCAGAGAGCAUCAAAAGAAGAAAUUACUGUUUACUUCUGGAAUGGCAAGAUAGCCACAGUGCCCUUAGGAGGGGUCACGUGGGUGCCCCCGGCUGUCUGGAAGAAGGCUGUGGACAGGCUGCAAGUGUCUUUCACCUGGGAGCGCCCCAGCCCCCUCCUCUGGGCCCCUCGCUGCUCUCUGGUGGGGCCGGUUGCUGGAUGUGUCACCAACGGGCUUCCUCUGAGCACUCUGCUCCUGUGCCCCGCCUGCCACCCGUGUGCCUGCUGCCAGCUGCUGUGCCAGGGCUGCCUCUGCUGCUGCCCCUUGGCUGGACCCACCUGGUGGCCUCUCGCCAGGACCUCGGGGGCCACAGCCAGAGAACAUCCUGAGGUGGGGCUGAAGCCCACCGCCCAGCCCAUGCCCCUGGAGGACCCAGAGGAGGAAGGAGGAGCAGUGCAGGUGUCCAUGGCUGCUUCUUCCUCCUCUACUUCCUCUUCAUCCGAAGAGGAGGACACAGAGAAUGGACUGGAGACGGGCCUCCCUCGGAGGCUGACGGUGGACAGCAUGGUCAACACAGACCCCAUCCUUCAUGAGAAGUCUCCAAGGAGGCAGGGUGGCCUCUGCCGGCCCGAGUGGAGGUACUGGAGGAGAAACAGGGCUGAGCCGCAUCCUGGGAAGCCAGGAACAAGACUUUGCAAUAUCCGGAAAGGAGAGAAGGGUGAUAAACACAGAGUGAAAAGUGCAGCAGCAGAGAGUACCCAGGAGCUGGUCCUGGAAGCGGCUGGCAUGAAGCCACUCUCCAUCCGGCCAAAGGGAGCUGAACACAAAAAGCUGAGUCGAGGCACUGUGACACGUCAGAGUGACGGGAACGCCCCUUAGAGAAGCUAG
Vicugna pacos (alpaca) is the source of this 1436-nucleotide messenger RNA. NCBI's taxonomy places the organism in Eukaryota, Metazoa, Chordata, Mammalia, Artiodactyla, Camelidae. The record is from RefSeq and is a predicted model, not a curated record.